This is a messenger RNA of Hypanus sabinus (Atlantic stingray), 3028 nucleotides long. RefSeq names its product transmembrane protease serine 9-like. Bases 569 to 1504 code for a protein of 311 amino acids. The record is from RefSeq and is a predicted model, not a curated record. The transcript is spliced from 6 exons. Gene Ontology annotation, biological process: proteolysis. Gene Ontology annotation, molecular function: serine-type endopeptidase activity. NCBI's taxonomy places the organism in Eukaryota, Metazoa, Chordata, Chondrichthyes, Myliobatiformes, Dasyatidae.
AGCUGCGUGGAGAGGGGAAGGGCAAUAAAUUGCUCUCCAUAUCGUACCACACCCAACGAUAUGCACGGUCGACCCGGACCGAAGCAGGGCCGCAAAUUCCAUCUCUGUCACCUACCCCACCCACUCAGAAGUUCUUCCUCAACUCAUCAUUGUUCCUCCAGUUUUCAACCUCCCACGAUCAUUAACAAAUGCAAAAGAAAGGAUUCUAUUUCCUCCUGGAGUUCAGACAGCUGAAAGAGCGGGGGGAAAGAAGCCCUUUUUUUACACUUUGGUCAGGCCGUUUAACUCAUUAACGAAACAGCGCGCUCGUCAACUUCCCGCACGUACCAACAAAUUCAUCCCACUUGUCGGACCUGCUUGUACUUGUUUCGCGAGCUCGCCAAUGAAAGUCGGUUAACGGCAGAUGACCGCAUCGGGACACGGAAAAUUACGCAUCGGCUCCUACCUGGGGGCAGAUGACGUCACGCGCCCAUCUGGAUAAGUUGCGGCCGGUUGGCGCGUCGUCUUCAUUCCUCCCGGGUGGUUGCUAUCCGAGAGUAAGCAGAGGACCUGCGCUCCAGUGGUCAAAAUGAGCAACGUGAAUGUAGAAUCGGCCAAGACCGAAGAAGUGAAGACUCGGAUACCGACGGACAGACUUUUAAAGAUACUAGCAAUAACAACAACCACGCUGUUUGUCUUAAUAGCUGCAGCACUGACUGCUUUUAUAUUAGUCUUUUACUUCUCUCACAAAUGCAUGGAAAAUGAGGCUUGCAGAACAUCAGAUUACGCUGCCUGUGGUUGUGGUCAACAGAAAACUCGAUCUGAGAGAAUUGUAGGUGGACUGAAGACCUAUGGUGGCGAGUGGCCUUUUGUAGCCAGUAUACAGUUGAACAACCGACACGUCUGUGGAGCAACACUUAUCUCGUGUAGGUGGAUUUUAACAGCUGCACAUUGUGUCAAUGACAGUGAUAUACAGAACUGGACUGCAGUGCUUGGAAUCAAUUUCUUGGCUCAGCCAACAAGCAGUGUACAGAAACGAAAAAUUUCAAAGAUGGUCGUUCACCCCGAGGCAACAUCGUCCUUUAAUUAUGACGUUGCCCUGUUACAGCUGUCACAGCCAGUUGAAUACACUGACUUUGUCCAACCAGCUUGUCUACCUGCACCCACAACAUCCAUUUCUGGCAGAAAUUGUACAACCGUCGGAUGGGGAAAAACAAGUGAAAAUGGAGAGGACAGUGGAAGUCUUUUGAAGACUGAAGUGGAAGUUUUCAGCAACAGCCGAUGUCGGCAUUACCUGCCCAACAUAACUGAACAGAUGAUCUGUGCGGGGGUGGCUGAAGGUGGAAGAGAUGCAUGUCAGGGAGAUUCUGGAGGACCAUUGCUGUGCCAAGAUGAGGGUUCUCAGGCAUGGUUAUUGGCAGGAGUUGUUUCCUUUGGAAGAGGCUGUGGAAGACCUCAUCAGCCUGGUGUAUAUAUGCAGACAGUGUCUGUUCGAAAUUGGAUAAUGGAAAAUACAAAUCAAUAGCAGCCUCAUUUGUGACAGUCUUUCUAGGAAUUUGCCUAGAUUUGUUGUGUUUUUAAUACUUCCACCCCAUAUAGAAGUCUGUGUGGGAAAUACUGUAGCUUUGGAAAAAAGCUUUCAAUUUGAGCCUUAGUAUAACAAGUCCCAUUUGGAGAACAUCUGGAUUUUGAACUGUCCAGCUCUAUGGCAAUCAACCAGCUAAAGCAUAGUGCUGUUGUCAUUUGUAUUUUUAAUAGCAUUACUAUUUAUUAAAUGGAUUGCUUAAAUGGUCUCCUUGGAAAAGUAUACGUUAGAAAUAUAAAAGAUUCUGUUAAACUUAUUAUUUGGCCAUACCAUGGCUAUUUAACCAUCACAAGUGGUGGAAUUCUGUAUGUUACAAUGUAACAAUUUAUAAAAUGUACUGUUCACUAAUGUAAUGUAAGAUGUGUCCAACUGUUUGCAAUAAAAAUAUAAUUUAAGAUUAUAAAGUUUGUCUUUAAAGCUGUGUAAUUCAGAAGGGAGAACAGUGAUGCAUUUUCUUAAAUUCAUCACUACUGUACACUCGUAGUCUUUGCCCAUUGGGGGAAAACAGCAGUCCUUUACCAUUUGCAUUGUCCUGAUAAUCAUAAGGUCACAGCUGAUCUUUUACUGUAAUACCAAUUUCCUGACCUAAUUCCAUAAUCACUUAAUUUUACAAUGUGCUCCUUCCCAAAUUAUAUCCCUAUGUUCCACUAUGCAGUAUUCCAUUUUUGUCAACAGAAGAAAAUACCAUUGAUAGGGAAGACUAAUUCAUCAAAUCUGCACAGUUCCAAUCCUCAAACCAGAGUGAAAAUAACUUGCAUUUAUAGCGAAGCCAAUGAAUUAUGAUAACUGUACUACAGGACAUAAAGCAUUUAAUUAGUGCACAGGAGGGUCCCAUGUGUUACAGAGGACCAGAAUGUUUUGAAAUAUCCUGUGGUAGGGUGGGGGAGAUUUGGUGAAGCCCUUAGGCAAAAUAACCUCAAACACUUUCUCUUGAGAGCAGACAAGUGGCAAUAGGUUAAUUCCUAAAAUUAAAGGGUUAAUGUAUGUAGUGCGGUUGAACAAAUUGUGCUUAUCCCAAGCACCAAAGAAUACACCUUAUUGAAAGAUACAAGAAUUUGAGUGUGGCCAAUGCUAACUGGAUGCCUUUCCACCAAUGGGGCUUUGUAGAACAAGGGUCCGUCAGUGAGGCAAAAGGAGGUGCCCAUUUCAGAGGACUUCCAGACCAGUGAAGGCAAAGUGAUUAAAUGUGCGCAAAUUAGAGUCAUUUGGAUAAGAUGGAGACGAGGGGUGCUAAGGUCACAACUGGAUCAAAUAGGAUCUUGCUAGAGGGUGUGACAUGGAGGAAGGGCACUUUGUGCUCUUAUAAGAGGUUCCACGUCUACUCAUGGGUUGACAGGGUGCAUAUUGGCAUGCUUGCCUUUAUUAGUCAAGGCGUUGAAUUCAAACGCCAGCAAGUUAUGUUGUAGCUUUAUAAAACUCUAGUUAGGCUGCUUCUGGAGUUUUGCAAACAACUCACCCCACCAA